Molecule: messenger RNA, 2607 nt
Organism: Myotis davidii
Lineage: Eukaryota; Metazoa; Chordata; Mammalia; Chiroptera; Vespertilionidae
Product: armadillo repeat-containing protein 4-like
Molecular function (GO): protein binding
Source: RefSeq, a predicted model, not a curated record
AUGGGCGUGGCUCUGGCAAGAUUAGUGCAGUGGACUGCUGCUGGAUAUGGAACCAGAGCCCUGGAAAGUACUCCUCUAAAUGAAGCGAUAUUGAAAGAAAUUAUUAUGUUUGUGGAGAGUUUUAUCUAUAAAUAUCCCCAAGAGGCAAAAUAUGUUUUUGUAGAACCACUUGAAUGGAAGACAGAUUUGGACCCCUCAGCAUUUGAAUCAGGUUAUGUUCUGAGUGCACCAACAGUCAGAUCAGAAGAAUCUGAUGAAAAUGGACAGCCUUUCCUAUUUCUUUCUGUACUGCAAAUUAAAGUUAGGAGUUUUGGGCAGCUGUCAUGCUUGUAAUUGAUUGCUAAAGAUACAAAGCUGAAGGAAGCACAAGCAUGCAUUGAAGCUUACAGAAAUCCUGUAGCAAAAAUCCUGGGCUUAGAUUAUAAUACAAUGAAAGAAGACUCAUCUGUAUUAAAUAUUCUUGAUAAAUUAGCCAAAGACGAUGAUACUGAAAGUGAGAUUAAGAUGAAAACUAAAACUGCCAUGCUACCUAAGCAACUGGAUGUACACCUCCUCAAUCUCUCUCUAAAACAUAUUUCAUUAGAAAUACCUUUAAAUUCAGCGGCAGUUAAGAACGAUAUAGAACUGCUCAAACAGUUCUCGCGAAAAGGAGAACAAUCAAUCUUGGAAUCUAUCAAAUAUACCUCAGAUUAUGAAUAUUCAAAUGGAUGUUGAGCCCCACCUUGGAGGCAGAUUCUGGGGGAAAUUUGUUAUGUGCUGGUGAAACCACAUGAUGUUGAAACUUUGUACAUUACUUGUAGUGAAGACGGAGUGUUUUUAAAUGGUGGCAAAACAGAUGAUGAGGAAAUUAAUUAUGAGAGAAAAGGAGUGAUUUAUAAAGACCUUGUCACAUGUUUAAAAGAAAAGUCAGCAAAAUUUUCAGAAAAUAUGUCUAAACAGCAAACUAAAUUUAACGAAGAACUGCAAAAGGAAAAGAGUCAGCCUAAUGAGACACCGAAGAAGGAAGCAGCAGGUGCCUUACGGAAAGCUAAUCCUGGCUCAGACAAGAGCACGUUGGAGAAAAACCAAAUUAAUUUUGGGAAGAAUCACAUGAUCAAGAGAUUAAAGCCAAGCUUAAACUGGAAGACCACUGUUGAGUCCAAAGAACACAGAACCUCAUUUCAUGAGGAAAAACAUGGCGGAAGACUUGAAAAGUCAGCAACAUCUGUUUCAUCUGGAAAAGCACAAUGGGUUCGUAAGAGUGCUGACAAGGUUGAGGAAAUUGUUAGUGAGAGCUCCUCAGAGAGUGAAGAAGAUGAAGAACCACCUGAUCAUCGCCAGGAAGCAAAUGCAGAUUUGCCAUCGGAAUAUUGGCAGAUUCAGAAGCUGGUGAAAUAUCUGAAGGGAGGAAAUCAGACAGCUACAGUGAUUGCAUUGUGUUCAAUGAAGGAUUUCAACUUAGCGCAAGAGACCUGCCAGUUGGCAAUCAGGGAUGUUGGAGGCCUUGAAGUUUUAAUCAAUUUACUUGAUACUGAUGAAGUCAAAUGUAAGAUUGGUUCAUUAAAAAUCCUGAAGGAAAUCAGUCAUAAUCCUCAAAUCAGACGUAAUAUUGUUGACCUUGGGGGCUUACCAAUUAUGGUUAAUAUACUUGAUUCUCCACAUAAGAGUCUGAAAUGUUUGGCAGCUGAGACAAUUGCGAAUGUUGCCAAGUUUAGAAGAGCCAGGUGGGCAGUGAGACACCAUGGGGGCAUCACUAAACUGGUCGCUCUACUCGACUGUGCACAUAAUUCUGCAGAACCUGCUCAGUCGAGUCUGUAUGAUGCUAGAGAUGUGGAAGUGGCUCGCUGUGGGGCACUGGCACUGUGGAGCUGCAGUAAGAGUUAUGCGAAUAAAGAAGCCAUUCGUAAGGCUGGGGGCAUUCCGUUGUUGGCUCGGUUGCUGAAAACGUCUCAUGAAAACAUGCUGAUUCCGGUGGUGGGGACUUUACAAGAAUGUGCAUCAGAGGAAAACUACCGAGCUGCAAUCAAAGCAGAAAGGAUAAUUGAAAAUCUGGUAAAGAACCUAAAUAGUGAGAAUGAGCAGCUGCAGGAACACUGCGCCAUGGCCAUCUACCAGUGUGCCGAAGAUGAAGAUACCCGUGACCUGGUUAGGAUGCACGGGGGACUUAAACCCCUGGCCAGUCUGCUCAAUAACACUGACAAUAAAGAACGUCUGGCUGCUGUCACAGGGGCAAUAUGGAAAUGUUCCAUCAGCAAAGAGAAUGUGACCAAGUUUCGGGAAUACAAAGCCAUUGAAACUUUAGUGGGACUUUUAACUGAUCAACCCGAAGAAGUUCUUGUGAAUGUGGUGGGCGCCCUGGGAGAAUGUUGUCAAGAAUAUGAAAACAGAGUUAUUGUCCGGAAAUGCAGUGGCAUUCAACCACUUGUGAACCUCCUCGUUGGAAUAAACCAUUCUCUUCUUGUCAAUGUCACAAAAGCAGUUGGUGCAUGUGCAGUAGAUCCCGAAAAUAUGGCGAUAAUUGAUCGCUUAGAUGGAGUUCGUUUGUUAUGGUCCUUGCUGAAAAACCCCCACCCAGAUGUGAAGGCCAGUGCUGCUUGGGCCCUCUGUCCCUGUAUCCAAAAUGCUAAG